AUGUCAUCCGCCAAAACACUGAUCCUCACCGGAGCCUCCCGCGGCAUCGGCCACGCCAUCGCGAAAAACCUCCUCUCCAAAUCCCACAACCUCGUCCUCAUAGCCCGAACCGAAGCACCCCUCCGCGAACUAGAAAAGCAGUACCCCAAACAAGUUGCAGUCCUAACAGGCGACCUCUCAGACUUCACCCUAGGAAAACAAGCUGUGAACCUCGCAACCGAGAAAUUCGGAGCACUAGACGGACUGAUAGUGAAUCAUGGUAUCCUAGACCCUGUAAAACGGGUAGGAGAUCCUAGUUCGAACGUGGAAGAAUGGAGGAAAGCAUACGACUCAAAUUUCUUCUCCGCCGUAGCGCUUACACAGGCCGCAUUGCCCGAGUUGAGAAAGAAUAAAGGGUGUAUAAUUUUCACUUCCUCCGGGGCAGCGAGUAAUGCAUACGAGACAUGGGGUGCUUAUGGGAGCGCAAAAGCGGCACUGAAUCACCUGGCUAUGACACUUGGGAACGAGGAGAAGGAUGUGUGUACAUUGUCUAUCAGGCCCGGUGUGGUGGAUACGGAGAUGCAGAGGGACAUACGAGAGAAGCAUCAUGAGUUGAUGACGGAGAAGGAUAGGCAGAAGUUUGCGGAGUUGAAGAGGAGUGGAGGGUUGUUGAGGCCGGAGCAGCCGGGGGAUGUUAUGGCGGAGGUUGUGGUGAGUCCGCCGCGAGAGUUGAGUGGGAGAUUUCUGAGUUGGGAUGCGGAGGAGUUGAAGGAGUUUCGGUCGUAG
Messenger RNA from Recurvomyces mirabilis, 765 nucleotides. RefSeq lists its product as uncharacterized. Gene Ontology annotation, cellular component: intracellular anatomical structure. The record is from RefSeq and is a predicted model, not a curated record. The coding region runs from base 1 to 765 and encodes 254 amino acids. The transcript has a single exon. Gene Ontology annotation, molecular function: oxidoreductase activity, acting on NAD(P)H, oxygen as acceptor. NCBI's taxonomy places the organism in Eukaryota, Fungi, Ascomycota, Dothideomycetes, Mycosphaerellales, Teratosphaeriaceae.